UCUACAGCAGCACAGAGCUACACGCCCACUGGCUGUUACACAAACUUAUAUCAGGAUUUCAAGAUCACUCCGGUCAUAGAAGGCUGUCCAAACCGGUCUCUUCUUCACAUCGAGCAGCUUCACGACUCUCCAGUUGAGGAUGUGGAUUCCUAUGCUGAGCCUGACUGCCCUCCCUCACGUUGGUGGGAUAUUUGGAGGUAUAAUCACACGGCGGGAGGUUAAGACCUGGUACUCCACGCUCAAUAAACCCUCAUGGAGACCACCGAAUGCUGCCUUCCCAGUGGUGUGGACCACCCUUUACACUGGCAUGGGGUACGGCUCAUACCUUGUGUGGAAAGAGCUUGGAGGCUUCACCCAGGAUGCAAUGGUGCCAUUGGGGCUUUAUGGGCUGCAGUUGGCACUUAACUGGGCCUGGACCCCCAUCUUCUUCGGUGCACACAAAAUUCAACUGGCACUGAUAGAGCUAUUGUUGAUGAGUGGCACAGUGGCAGCCACAAUGGUGUCCUGGUAUCCCAUCAGCCGCACUGCAACACUUCUCAUGGUGCCAUACAUGGCCUGGUUGUGUGUCGCCACCAGCCUCAACUACUGUAUUUGGAGAGACAACCCAGAGCCCAAGAAAGAAGACUGAAGAGCCCAACACUAUUCCAGCUAACACAACUAAGAAGAAUAAAUGCACUCAUGAUUGUUUUGUUACUUGUUGGCAUUUCUGAAAAUGUUUAAUUAAGAGUUUGAAUUUUUUUUAUAUUCACUUGCAAGGUAAUUCACCGGAUGUCUUAAGUAGAAGAGGUGACGCAAUAAAAUAAUACUCUAAUGCUUCCAUAAAUUAUUUUUUAACACACUGCACCUAUUUACUCAUGUUUAGAUCAGUUUAUUUGCUCUUCAAAUCAACUGUUUGCUAACUUCCUUAAAUAAACAUGUUUAAAGCACA
Danio rerio (zebrafish) is the source of this 928-nucleotide messenger RNA. RefSeq names its product translocator protein (gene tspo). Lineage: Eukaryota; Metazoa; Chordata; Actinopteri; Cypriniformes; Danionidae. Gene Ontology annotation, biological process: tetrapyrrole metabolic process. The record is from RefSeq and is marked validated. Gene Ontology annotation, cellular component: membrane.